Messenger RNA from Styela clava, 1082 nucleotides. NCBI's taxonomy places the organism in Eukaryota, Metazoa, Chordata, Ascidiacea, Stolidobranchia, Styelidae. The record is from RefSeq and is a predicted model, not a curated record.
CGUAGCUAUUGUAUAACCAUAAUUAUAGCAAAAUAUGCAAUCCUACGACUUUGUGUCGGAUGAACAAGUUCAAUAAGCAGCCAUGGCGUACUGAUUACGUAGCUACGCAAUAGCGAUCACGUGUCUGGCGCCACGAAGACGGGACUACGUGCAGUCGAGACGACUUGCGUAGCAAAUUGCGUGAGAUGACAAUUUCGGAAAAUCGUGUUCUUGACAGAUCAACUGACAAAUUUCGAUGAAGCUUUAAACCUUUUUAUUAUGUCAACUUAGAGACACCGGAUGCGUAUAAUGAAUAUUGAAAUUGCAUUUGGAAAUACCUCAUUUGCACGCCAAUAUUAGUUCAAAUAUCCACACAAAUAAGUAUUUGCUCGCUAUAAAUACCAGAUUGAAUGAAAUGUUUGCCGAGGCAAGUAAAGACUUCGAAUUUCAUCGUUUACUGACUGAACCCACGAAUCGUUUACUGACUGAACCGAUGAAACCAUGAUUGCAUAUAAAGGAAGAGUUUCAUUCAGAAGAUAUAUGCCAAACAAACCGGUUAAAUGGGGCAUCAUUGCUAGAUCGAUUGCUGAUUCAACAACUGGAUACAUUUUCAAUGUAAAAAUAGAUUAUGGUAAUCCAAACUUGGAACAACUUCCACCUGGCGUCACAAAAACUUCGAAUUUAGUUUUGCGACUAAUGGAAAGUCAUCUGGAUAGAGGAUAUCACGUAUUUGUUGAUAGACUCUAUAACUCUGUCGCAUUAGCCGAGGAAUUGCAGUGAAGGAAAACAUCGAUAACGGGAACAGUCACGGCAAACCGGAAGGGACUUCCAGCAGAAAUAAAAACAAAACUAAAGAAAGGGGAAAUCAUCUCAAUACGAAAAGGACAAUUACUCGCACUACUAUGGCAAGAUAAGAGGCCGAUUUCAAUACUUUCGACGUAUUGUAAUGGUGACGAGGUCAUAGAGAUACAUAUGUGUUACAGUUGUAUGAAUAUGCAAUGUGACUACUUUGUUUAUUUUGCAAUAUGUUAUCCUUGUGAGUGACAAUAAUUGGCCAUUAUUAAUGUUAUUGGAAUAUAUAGCGAAUGAAGGAUAUAUUUUUA